AUAAAGAGAAAAAAGAAAAAGGAAGGUGUAUCAAUCGUACCUCCCAAUUCCAAUUCCAAUUCCAAUUCUAAUUCCAAAGUGACAAUAACCUUAAAAAACCCAACUUUUCCUAAAGACGAAGCUACAACACCGACAAAUCCACCCUCUGCACUCUGACACUGCCGCCCGCGAGAGAUCCAACGCGCUUCACAAACAUUCGCACGUGCCACACCUCUACACGUGCCAACUCACCACCUCCGCCCCACUGUUCUCAGAUUCCCCACACCCCCACACACACCUGAAAUUUCCGCUCAUACAAAAAAAACAAACACUUCUCUCAUUUCUCAAUGCUCUCUCGGACCCGAACCCGAACCCGACCAUCGCCUCCGCCGCCCCGCAUUUCUCCGAUCGCAUCCUCCACCACCAAAACUCUCUCUGUUUCUCGAAGCUUCGAGGAAUAAAUAAAAAUAAAAUGGAGUCGAUACUGGCGCGAGCGUUGGAGUACACGCUCAAGUACUGGCUCAAAUCCUUCUCUAGAGAUCAGUUCAAGUUGCAGGGUCGGACCGCACAGCUUUCCAAUUUAGAUAUUAACGGCGACGCUUUGCAUUCCAGCGUCGGAUUGCCGCCGGCGCUCAAUGUCACCACUGCCAAAGUCGGAAAAUUGGAGAUUAUUUUGCCAUCAUCGCUUGGUAAUGUACAAGUGGAGCCAAUUGUGGUGCAAAUCGAUAAACUUGAUUUGGUUCUAGAGGAGAACUCUAACUUGGAUGAAUCUACAAGUCAGGCCAGUACCCCAACAUCUGCUGGGCCCGUGAAGGGAAGCGGUUAUGGAUUCGCUGAUAAGAUUGCAGAUGGAAUGACUGUAGAGAUUCACACUGUCAAUCUUCUACUUGAAACUCGUGGAGGUGCCCAAGGUCAAGGAGGAGCAACUUGGGCAUCACCUUUGGCAUCUAUCACUAUACGCAACCUUUUGCUGUAUACUACAAAUGAAAAUUGGCAGGUUGUAAAUCUUAAAGAGGCGCGGGACUUCUCCAAUAAUGAAAAGUACAUCUAUGUGUUCAAAAAACUUGAAUGGGAAUCUUUGUCUAUUGAUCUCCUGCCUCAUCCUGAUAUGUUUAUGGAUGCAAAUUUUUCUCAAGAGAGAGGAAGCCAGAGAGAUGAUGAUGGUGCAAAGCGAGUUUUUUUUGGCGGAGAGCGCUUUCUUGAAGGAAUAUCGGGACAAGCUUAUAUCACAGUGCAAAGGACUGAACUAAACUGUCCACUUGGGCUUGAGGUCCAGUUACAUAUUACAGAAGCUGUUUGUCCUGCAUUAAGUGAGCCAGGACUACGUGCUCUUCUACGAUUCUUGACUGGAUUAUAUGUCUGUUUAAAUAGAGGAGAUGUUGAUUCAAAGGCCCAGCAGCGAUCUACUGAAGCAGCAGGACGUUCUCUAGUCUCUAUUGUUGUGGACCACAUAUUUCUCUGCAUUAAAGAUGCUGAGUUCCAGCUUGAACUUUUGAUGCAGUCACUCUUAUUUUCACGGGCCAGUGUCUCUGAUGGAGAAAAUGACAAUAACUUAUCUAGGGUCAUGGUUGGUGGACUAUUCUUAAGGGAUACUUUUUCACGCCCUCCAUGCACCUUAGUGCAACCAUCAAUGCAAAGUGUGACAAAAGAUCUUCUACAUAUUCCUGAAUUUGCAAAGAACUUUUGUCCUCCAAUAUAUCCUCUGGGAGAACAGCAGUGGCAAUUGAUUGAUGGUGUUCCUCUAGUAUGUCUCCAUUCUCUUCAGAUCAAACCCUGUCCAGUUCCGCCAUCUUUUGCUUCACAAACAGUUGUAGACUGUCAACCUCUUAUGAUUUAUCUUCAGGAAGAAUCCUGUUUGAGGAUAUUUUCCUUCCUAACUGAUGGAGUCGUCGUCAAUCGUGGUGCUGUUUUACCAGAUUUUUCAGUAAAUUCCUUGGUUUUCACUCUCAAGGAAUUAGUUUUUACUAUUCCUUUGGACGUGGGAAAAUUGAAUAAUGGUGCUAGUAACAAGGACAGUAAUAUCCACAGUUCAUUUUCCGGAGCAAGGCUUCAUAUUAAGAACUUGUUAUUUUCAGAAUCCCCUUCAAUAAAACUAAGGAUGCUGAACCUGGAGAAGGAUCCUGCUUGCUUUUGUCUCUGGGAAGGUCAAACAAUUGAUGCUAGCCAGAAGAAAUGGACCACUAAAGCAUCACAACUUAGUUUGUCUUUAGAAACGAGUAGUGACUUAAGUAGGCUUCAGAAUUCUCUUGACUGGGGUUCAGGCUUGUGGAGAAGUGUUGAGCUGGAAGAUGUUUGCAUUGAAGUAGCCAUGGCAACUGCUGAUGGAAGCCCUUUAACAGAUGUUCCUCCUCCAGGUGGUAUUGUCAGGGUAGGGGUUGCUUGUCAACAAUAUUUGUCCAAUGCUUCAGUUGAACAGCUAUUAUUUAUCCUUGAUCUCUAUGCAUACUUUGGCAGAGUGAGUGAGAAGAUAGCCAUUGUCGGAAAAAAUAAUAAACUGAAGAGAAAUAAUAAUUCGUUUGGUGGAAGGCUUAUUGAUAAGGUCCCUGGUGAUACUGCAGUAAGUUUAGCAGUGAAGGAUCUUCAGCUUAAGUUUCUGGAGUCUUCUGAAAUGAAUGUUCACGAAAUGCCUCUUGUCCAGUUUCUUGGGGAUAAUCUGUUUGUCAGAGUUACUCACAGAACGCUUGGUGGUGCAGUCGCUGUUUCAUCCACUUUACGUUGGGAGAGUGUUCAGGUGGACUGUGUAGACACUGAGGGAAAAUUGGCACAUCAAAAUGGCACAGUGUCAAGUAAUAUUGAAGAUGGUCCUCUGAUUUGUGGGAAUGGAUACCCUCAACUAAGAGCUGUUUUUUGGGUACAGAAGAAAAACUGUUCAAGUGGCAAUGCUUUUGCAGUGCCGUUUCUGGACAUUAGCAUCGUGCAUGUGAUUCCAUUAGACGAACAAGAUAUUGAGUGCCAUAGUUUGAAUGCUUCAGCAUGUAUUUCUGGUGUUCGCCUUGGUGGAGGAAUGAAUUAUACUGAAGCCUUACUGCAUCGGUUUGGAAUACUUGGGCCUGAUGGUGGUCCUGGGAAGGAGCUUUCUAAAGGGUUAGACAACUUACGAGCAGGGCCACUUUCAAAACUAUUUAAAACAACACCUCUCAUUGCUGACAAUCUGGAAGAGGAUGGAAAUUCAGAGGAUGGAAAAGAAAGCAGCUUUUUGCAGCUUGGAAAGUCAGAUGACAUUGAUGUUAGUAUUGAAUUGAAGGACUGGUUGUUUGCUCUUGAAGGAGAACAAGAGAUGGCAGAAAGGUGGUGGUUUCACAAUCAUGAAGAUGUGGGUAGAGAAGAGAGGUGUUGGCAUACAACUUUCCAGAGUCUGCAGGUGAAAGCAAAAAGUAGUCCAAAGCAUGAACUGAAUGGCAAAGGAAAGUCACAAGAAAUGCAGAAAUAUCCUGUGGAAUUGGUCACAGUUGGUGUGGAAGGCUUGCAGACUUUAAAGCCUCAGGCCCACAAAAGCAUCCAUGCAUCUAUCUUACCUGCAAAUGGUAUUAAAGAAAAUGCGGAGACAUCUGGAGGGAUAAAUCUUGAACUUCGCAUGGUGAUAGCUGAGGACCCCAUCUAUGAUGAACCAGCCAAGUGGGUGGUGGAAAACUUGAAAUUCUCUGUUGAGCAGCCGAUUGAGGCAAUUGUUACAAAGGAUGAGUUGCAACACUUUGCUUUUUUGUGCAAGUCUGAAGUUGACUCAAUGGGUCGAAUAACUGCUGGAAUUUUGCGGGUACUUAAGCUAGAAGGUUCUAUUGGCCAGGCAGCAAUCGAUCAACUAAGCAACCUUGGAAGUGAUGGCAUUGACAAGAUUUUCUCCCCAAAGCACAGCAGGGGUAGUAGUGCUGGCAGUAUUGGGCUCUCUCCACUGUCCCUUCCAUCGUCCUUGGAAGGGACAGUGGCCUCACUGGAGGAUGCGGUUACAGAUUCACGGGCCAAGUGCGCUGCUCUUAUUACUGAUGCAGGUAGUUCAGAAUCUUCCAUACAACAUCUUGAAACUAUUAAACAACUCAGUCAGAAACUUGAAAGUAUGCAAAGUUUGAUGAUGCGAUUACGGAGUCAAAUUUAAUGAGGGUUACUUUGGGCUGUUAUGUUCUGGGAUAAAAAGGGGUCCCAAUCAUAUAGUUCCCCCAUUCUUUUUUGUAUAUAGAUUAUAAAAUACAAAUGCAUGUUGAGUAUAUGUGCCAGUCAGGCUGAAUAGAAAGCUGUUCAUAUGUGUAAUGAGAAAUUUUGUAUCCAAGGAUGACUUUCAUUUAUAUCAAUUUAAGAUUUUGACGAA
Messenger RNA from Quercus robur (English oak), 4279 nucleotides. RefSeq lists its product as uncharacterized. The coding region runs from base 452 to 4069 and encodes 1205 amino acids. The transcript is spliced from 20 exons. Lineage: Eukaryota; Viridiplantae; Streptophyta; Magnoliopsida; Fagales; Fagaceae. The record is from RefSeq and is a predicted model, not a curated record.